UCAGAUUUGUUUACCUAAGAAGGAAGACAGAGGCCAGUAUGCACAGCCUUCCUCUGCUGUUGCUGCUGCUCUGGAGCACAGGGUCUCACAGCUUCCCAGUAGCAACUUCGGAAGAAACACAAGAGCAAGAAUUGGAGACGGUCCAGAAAUACCUGGAAAACUACUACAACCUGAAGAGUGAUUGGAAUCCAAUUGAAAGGCAGAGAAAGAGUGGCCUAGUGGUUGAAAAACUGAAGCAGAUGCAGGAAUUCUUUGGGCUGAAAGUGACUGGGAAGCCAGAUGCCAAAACCCUGAAUGUGAUGAAGCAGGCCAGAUGCGGGGUGCCUGAUGUGGCUCAGUUUGUCCUCACUGAGGGGAACCCUCGGUGGGAGCGUACACACCUAACCUACAGGAUUGAAAAUUACACACCAGAUUUGCCAAGAGCAGAUGUGAACUAUGCCAUUGAGAAAGCCUUUCAACUCUGGAGUAAUGUCUCACCCCUGACCUUCACCCAGGUCUUUGAGGGUCAAGCAGACAUAAUGAUAUCCUUUGUCAGGGGAGAUCAUCGUGACAAUUCUCCCUUUGAUGGACCUGGAGGAAACCUUGCUCAUGCUUUUCAACCAGGCCCAGGUAUCGGAGGGGAUGUCCAUUUUGAUGAAGAUGAAUGGUGGACUAACAAUUUCAGAAAUUACAAUUUGUAUCGUGUUGCUGCUCAUGAAUUGGGCCAUUCCCUCGGACUCUCUCAUUCUGCUGAUAUUGGAGCUUUGAUGUACCCCAACUACAUAUUCACUGGUGACGUUCAGCUCUCGCAGGAUGACAUCGAUGGUAUCCACACCAUAUAUGGACCUUCCAAAAAUCCCAUCCAGCCAAUAGGCCCAAAAACCCCACAAGUGUGCGACAGUAAGCUAACCUUUGAUGCUAUAACUACAAUUCGGGGAGAAGUGAUGUUCUUCAAAGACAAGUUCUACAUGCGCAUAAAUUCUUUCUACCCAGAAGCUGAGCUCAAUUUCAUUACUGUUUUUUGGCCAAAUCUGCCGGGUGGACUUCAAGCUGCUUAUGAGGUUGCUGAUAGAGAUGAGGUCCGGUUUUUCAAAGGUCAUAAGUACUGGGCUGUUCAGGGACAGGAAGUGCUACCUGGAUACCCCAAGGACAUUUACAGAUCCUUUGGCUUCCCUGCAACUGUGAAGAAUAUUGAUGCUGCUGUUUUUGAAGAACAUACUGGGAAAACGUACUUCUUUGUUGCUAACAAGUACUGGAGAUAUGAUGAAUAUAAACGAUCCAUGGAUGCAGGUUAUCCCAAAAUGAUAGCAGCUGACUUUCCUGGAAUUGGCAACAAAGUCGAUGCUGUUUUCCAGAAAGAUGGAUUUUUCUAUUUCUUCCAUGGAACAAGACAAUACAAAUUUGAUCCUAAAACGAAGAGAAUUCUGACUCUCCAGAAAGCUAAUAGCUGGUUCAACUGCAGACAAAAGUGA
Messenger RNA from Pteropus alecto (black flying fox), 1451 nucleotides. It is a transcript of the gene MMP1, whose product is annotated as matrix metallopeptidase 1. Gene Ontology annotation, cellular component: extracellular matrix. NCBI's taxonomy places the organism in Eukaryota, Metazoa, Chordata, Mammalia, Chiroptera, Pteropodidae. Gene Ontology annotation, biological process: collagen catabolic process; extracellular matrix organization; proteolysis. The record is from RefSeq and is a predicted model, not a curated record. Gene Ontology annotation, molecular function: metalloendopeptidase activity; zinc ion binding. The transcript is spliced from 10 exons. The coding region runs from base 39 to 1451 and encodes 470 amino acids.